Medioppia subpectinata is the source of this 3922-nucleotide messenger RNA. The record is from the annotation of a GenBank genome assembly. NCBI's taxonomy places the organism in Eukaryota, Metazoa, Arthropoda, Arachnida, Sarcoptiformes, Oppiidae.
AUGUUUAGUGAAAUAAAGUAUACAUUGAAUUGGAUUUACAUUUAAAUUUGAAAUCAUAUUUACAUUUGAUUUCAGUGUUUGGUUUCAAUCACUGAUUAAACCAUUUGUGAGACAAUAAUAAUAAUGAUUAACAAUCAGUCCUUUCAGACGCUUCUCGUAUAACCAGAAGAAGAAGUGAACCAACGAUUGUCUCAAUUGUUUUGUCGCAAAAUUAAAUGUGAAUUGAGUUGAGGUCUGAGACAUGAGAGACGGCAAUGAGUUAGAGCCCAACCCGUGUUCGCCCCUCUAUUUGGCCACCGCUUCCGCACCACAAUCGGCGACUGAAGAGUCAUCGGCGGCGACCACAGCGUCGGGCGUGGCCUCAGCCGAGAAGACUGGACCCGAUGUGAAUGAGUUGGAUAUCGUGAGGGCCACACAAUACGGCGCUUUCGAGAGAUGCAAAGAACUGUUGGAAAGCGGUUACGAUGUGAAUGAAAGGGACGCCGAAAACGUAACGCUUCUUCAUUGGGCGGCCAUUAAUAACAGACGAGAUUUGGUUAAGUAUUACAUCGGAAAGGGAGCCAAUGUUGACGCCGUGGGCGGCGAUCUUCAGUCAACACCAUUGCAUUGGGCCACAAGACAGGGACACCUUUCGAUGGUUGUACUGCUGGUGCAUCACAGAGCAGAUCCGGCCAUUCUUGACGGCGAAGGCACGAAUUGUCUUCAUUUGGCCGCACAGUUCGGUCACACAUCGAUUGCCGCGUAUUUGGUGGCGAAGGGACAAGAGAUCAAUGCAUCGGACGCUAAUGGUAUGACACCAUUGAUGUGGUCGGCCUUCAGAGUGAAUGCGAGUGAUCCGACCCGACUUUUCAUUACAUUAGGCGCUAGUCUUUCAUUAUGUGAUAAACAGAACAGAAAUACAGCACUCCAUUGGGCCGUCUUCUCCAGAAACGCGUCUACCGUUGGAUUGCUAUUGAAAGCGGGCGCUAACGUGUCGGCGAAGAACGGCGCCGGAGAUACGGCAUUAGAAAUGGCCAACAAAUUGAAUGGAAACGUUUGGUUAAGACGUCGCUUAGAAGACGCCCACAAGAAAGAGAGAGUCUUCAUCACAUGUUUAAUUAGAAAGCCAUUGCGAUCCAAACACUGCUCACUAUGCAACCAAUGUGUGGCCCGGUUUGACCACCACUGCCCGUGGGUCGCCAACUGUGUGGGCGCUCUCAAUCACAAGUACUUCAUAUGGUAUCUCAUGUCACUAUAUUUAGUGAUUGUGUGGUAUCUUUACGGCACUUAUUUAUACAUUGAAAAGCACAUGACAUACAAUGAAGACUCCAAUGUGUGGACAAUUAUAUCUUAUUCGUGGUCUCACAACGGAUGGAUUACAUGGUGUGCACUGAAUGCUGCCGUUCACAGCACUUGGGUCUUCUGUUUGGUUUGGUGUCAACUCUAUCAAAUUGUAUGGUUGGGAAUGACUACAAAUGAGCGAAUGAAUUGUAGGCGUUAUAAACAUUUCAAAAGGGAUGAUAAUGGAGGCCCUAUUAGUCCUUUCAAUCGUGGCGUUUGUUAUAAUUUAUUGGAUUUCUGUGAGUGGAAAGCGUAUCGGUUUCGUCGCUCUGAGAACAAGGACUGGAGUACUGAAUCCAUCACUCGUUUCGGCUCUCGAGUCACACCUCCCGACCCAAUGAGACCAAUGAAUGGGUCGUCGAGAGGGGGCGGAGGGGGUCCGUGGGGUGCGGCCGGCGGUCACCCAAUGAUGGCCGGCGUCUCCUUCUCGGCCGCCUCUAAAGAGAUGGAGGAUAUCAUUAGACGACUCCAAAGCGGAUCAGUUUUGACCAAAUUCUUCAACAAACGAAAACCCGAACGAAAGACAUUCUUCGUCCGCAUAGACGCCCGACAACUGGUUUGGACGACCGGUUCAGUGGAUCUCAAGUCAGGCAUCGAUGGCUUAAUCGACUUGAGAGAAGUGAAGGAAGUGAGAAGUGGACCCAUUUCUAAGAUUAUGGACAAAAUGGUCGAAGAAGAUCCCGCGUCCAGGAAAUGGGAGACGUGUCUGAGUAUACUAUACGGACAGACCUUCCGCCUAAAGACACUGUCAUGUAUUGCCAACACUCCUCGUGAGUGCGAGCAAUGGGUUCGUGGCCUUAGAUUUCUGUUCGAAGAGACUCAGAGGGCGUCUCAUUAUCUUCAGUUAGAUCUAUGGCUGAGAAAAGAGUUUUAUUUGACGGAAAACUCUAAAUCCGUAAUAUCGCUCAAAGAAUUGAAGGCAUUUCUCACACGAAAUAAUAGCAAAAUUCAAAACAACAAACUUAAGGAAUAUUUCCAAGAAAUAGACCACAAGAAGACAGGAGAGAUGGGGUUCGACGGGUUCAGCACUUUUUAUCACAAUCUUAUUUAUGACAACAAAAUCUUUUGCGAAUACUUUGCCUCCUAUUCUAAUGAUCGCAAACUAAUCACUGCUCAAGAAUUUGCCAACUUUUUGGAUGCGGAACAGAGGGAACCGAUUGAUGACGAUCUCAAGACUGUCCACAAACAGAUGAAAGAGUUUCUUAGGGACUUGAGACGCGAAUCAAGUGAACCUUAUUUUACAAUUAAAGAGUUUAUGAAUUAUUUAUUUUCCAAACAAAACGAGAUUUGGGACACAAGUCAUGAUGUGGUGAACCAAGACAUGGAUAGACCACUCACUCACUAUUGGAUCGCCUCUUCGCACAACACAUAUUUAACCAAAGAUCAGGUGACGAGCGAGUCGUCCACCGACGCCUACGCCCGAUGUCUUCGGAUGGGCUGUCGUUGUAUUGAACUGGACUGUUGGGACGGACCGGAAGGCAAACCACUUAUAUUUCACGGCCACACACUUACCACUCGAAUCAAGUUUAUUGAUGUCAUCAAAACGAUUAAAGAAUACGCUUUCGUUACGUCUGAAUAUCCGGUCAUUUUGUCGAUCGAAAACCACUGCAGUAUUCCUCAGCAGAAAUAUAUGGCUCAGGCGUUCAGAGAUGUCUUCGGAGACCUAUUACUCACACAACUGGUCGAGAAGGAUGGGGUGGCUAUGCCUUCGCCCAAUCAGCUCAAGAGGAAGUUUAUAAUUAAACACAAAAAAUUACCGGAGGGUUCGGACGAGAAAUUUAUUCCCAUAAAGACUAAUGACGACAACAUUACUGAUAUGGAUGUCAGUAAUUCUGUUAAGAAUGGCGUCCUAUAUCUGGAAGAUCCCAUCGAUAGGAUAUGCACUGAAUGGAAGCCCCACUUCUUUAUGUUGACCAACGAUAGGAUGUAUUACGCGGAGAACGACCACAAUUCAGAAGAGGACGACGACAACGACGGCGAACGACACAAUGGUUUGGCUCAUAGAGAGGGCUCAUUGAUUGGCACCGAAGAGUUGCAUUUGGAUGAGAAGUGGUUUCACGGAAAGCUAGCGGGCGGUCGCAAUCAGGCCGAAGCCCUUCUGCACCGGUACUCGCAUUUAGGGAACGGAACUUUUCUAGUGAGAGAUAGCGAUACGUUUGUCGGCGACUAUUCGCUGUCGUUCUGGAGAGAGGGUCGCGUCAAUCACUGCCGAAUCAAACAAAAACAGGAGAGAACGGGAACUAAAUAUCAUUUAAUAGAUUCGGUCACAUUUGACACGCUUUACGGUCUCAUAACUCACUAUCAAUCGCAUCCACUGCGAAGUCAAGAGUUUGCCAUCCAAUUGACUGAACCCGUGCCUCAGCCCAACUCACACGAAGGCAAGGACUGGUAUCACUCGAAUAUGACACGAGUCCAGGCGGAGGAUAUGCUCAAACGGCUCCGAUAUGACGGCGCCUUUCUUGUCAGGCCUUCAGAAAAGGAAGAAAAUUCGUUCUCCAUUUCAUUUCGGCCUGACAAGAAAGGCGCCGUCAUAUCGGAGCCGUUUGAGCAUAUCCUCCGCCUGGACUCGUGUCAUAUUCGAGUGAUACCAGUCCUUGCCUUC